AUGAUCCUCUACAAAGCCGAUGACGGGCUAAUGUGCAAGGUGUUUGCAAUGACCUUGCCAAGAGCAGCCCAAGACUGGUUCCACACUCUACCAUCCGGAUCGAUAAGCAGCUUCAAGGAGUUAGCUUACGUCUUCAUCAAGGAAUACACUUCUUACCAGACGAUUAAGAAGAAUCCUAACCACUUGUUCAACCUGCGCAAUAAGUUCGAUGAAUCCCUUCGAGAUUGA
Messenger RNA from Prunus armeniaca (apricot), 228 nucleotides. The record is from the annotation of a GenBank genome assembly. Lineage: Eukaryota; Viridiplantae; Streptophyta; Magnoliopsida; Rosales; Rosaceae.